Molecule: messenger RNA, 2268 nt
Organism: Mycosarcoma maydis (corn smut)
Lineage: Eukaryota; Fungi; Basidiomycota; Ustilaginomycetes; Ustilaginales
Exons: 1
Coding region: 1-2268 (755 amino acids)
Molecular function (GO): cholinesterase activity
Source: RefSeq, a predicted model, not a curated record
AUGUCCACCAUCAAUCAGAGCAUCGAUGGACUCACCUCGAAGCACGACCUGCUGCUACCUCUGCAAGGCUACAUUCGACCACGUCGCGUUCACCUCGCCUCAUUCACUGCAGAGACCCGAAAAGGCUCUGUUCUUGCCUACCUUGGCAUCCCUUUUGCCCAGCCACCGACCGGUACACGUCGUUGGCAAGUGCCCCAAGGGCCAUUGCCGAGCUGGUCCAAGACGAGAAACUCGAAAUGGCAGUCAGAUCCGUAUCAAGACUUUGCUGCCAUGGAAGGCAUGCAUCGUGGACGCAAGAACGCCAAGACAGCAAUACCACGAAGCGAGGACUGCCUUUAUUUGAACGUGUGGGUGCCAGAAUCCAAAGACAAUGACCAUGCAAAGAGACCGGUUCUGGUCUGGAUUUACGGUGGUGCAUUCUCUGUCGGCAAUUGCUCUAGACCGCUUCACGACGGUGCGAGGCUGGCUCACGAGAGCGGCUGCAUUGUCGUAUCUUUGACAUAUCGAGUCGGCGCUCUGGGCUUCCUUGGGUCCCAUUCCAUGACAGAAGAGGCGGCAGGCGAGUGGCCGCUCGUGAUGCUCGAGUCACUGCAGAACCGACCUGCUCGUGGUCAGGGUGCUCACGUAGGUGCUGGUAACUGGGGCUUGUGGGACCUCGUCAGCGGCUUGCUUUGGGUUCAAAACUCCAUAUCUGUACUCGGCGGUGACCGAAACAAUGUUACUGUAUUCGGCGAAAGCGCAGGCAGCAUCGCUAUCCACUAUCUCCUUCUAUCACCUCGUACUCCCGAAGGCCUCUUCCACAAGGCCAUUCUUCAGAGCGGCGUUGUGGCUACACUGUUGCCGCGUACAACUCAGGCAGUACAAGCCACAUUCGACUCGCUCGUGCGGUCGCUUUGUCCUUACCAUCUCGAGGGCGAUGACAAGGCUCAGCUCGAGUACCUGCGAACUCGAGUAAGCGCGGAUGAUAUCUCUGCAUGCCUGCGACCUCUAGUGGGCAAACGCCCAAGGUCCGAGUAUACACCGACGCUAUCAGAUAUGAAACGCCUGCCAAGGGCGCGCGAGAAUCUGAACGGUGGUGACGCGUUUAGUGUGACGGAUCAGUGGGGUCCCGUGUGGGACGGCGCCUUUGUCGAUCCAGACUUUGUCGAGCGAGCGCUCGGUCCACUGCCACCAAAGAGUCAAAUGCGUAAUGGUCGAAGUGGUGUGAUUGUGGGCAUGUGUGCAGAUGAAGGCACCAUGUUUAACUUUUUGAUCGCGACCAGACAGUCGCUGGCUGCUCAUCAAGAUCUUUUCCAUCCACAACUAUCGUCCGAUCUUGGACGGCUGUAUGGAUUUGACAUCCGGGAGCUGGUCGCAAGCAAGCUCAGUGGUCGCGAAAAAGUUCUGCGAGACCAGCAGGCUUUCUACACAUGCGCUACUUAUACAGGCGAUGCCCAAUUCACAGCGCCAAUCUUGGACUAUAUGGCGGCUCAAAGCGGCCAUGCAGCUGAUAGAACGGCAGAAGAGGACUGCGUAGAUACGUAUGGUUUCCUUCUGGCAUAUCGGCCAUCGUGGGGCAUGUUGGAAGCGCUGACGGUGGUGCCCGAGAUGACCGAAGAGUGGGCAGCUUUUCACACGCUCGAUGUUCCCUUCGUAUUUGGGCUGACCGGUCAUCCUGGUUUAGACGGCCACGUCUACGUGUCUGACGUGUCCGACUAUGGCGUAGAUCCGGAACAAGAUAAUGGCAAGGACGCAGCAGCUAUGCCGUUGGUACAUAGUCGAUCGACGUCGAGGGGAAUGACCGAGGAGGAAAAGCAACUCAGCCUGUACAUGAUGCGAACGUGGACUGCGGUGGCCAAGUUAAUAGAAUGCGAUGGCGGUGGAGAGCUCAAGCUUCCUGAUGGAUCGACUUGGCUUGGCUUGGGCUCUAGCACGGAAGAAGCCAGCAAAGUCGGCAUAGAUCGAAUUCGCCUGCUGGCAAUCGGCGAGGCACCCCAGGCACCAGCAAAGGCAGCAACGGCCAAUGUGGGAGGUUCGAUUCGCAUAUGGCAGACGCAACUCUCGCAACAUGCCUUUGCACAGCAGCAUGGCAUCGCCACUUUGCCAAGCUUGCAGGAUCGAGUGCGCUUCUGGAUGCACGAGCCUAUCACUGGCACCGGCUCAGCCUCACAAUCACACGCCGACGCUGCGCAGUCGGACAAACUUCGAUUGUGCCGAUCCAUGCAAAACUACUAUGGCUUCCUCUCAACGCCUCCUGUCUUUCUGCCAUGGAAGCCAUCGCAAUCGUGA